Messenger RNA from Ilex paraguariensis (yerba mate), 300 nucleotides. NCBI's taxonomy places the organism in Eukaryota, Viridiplantae, Streptophyta, Magnoliopsida, Aquifoliales, Aquifoliaceae. The record is from the annotation of a GenBank genome assembly.
AUGUUUGAAUAUUGUCAUUGUUACGAAAGUGGUGGAGCCUCAACUUAUAAGCCUAAGCCUAAAAGAGUGGUGGAGCCCAAACCUACUCUGGAGCCAAAGCCUAAGCUGAUAGGAGUGGUGGAGCCUAAUCCUAAGCCUACUUAUGAGCCGAAGCCUAACCCUAAACCUACAGGAGUGGUGGAGCCUAAGCCUAGGCCUACACGAGUGGUGGAUCCUAGGAUGACACGGCCCAUGUCAACAUCGUCAAGUGAUGGUGGUGGAACCCUUGGAAGGACUAUCUACCUCUGGAGUUGCAAUUAA